CUCAAAGCAAAAAAAAAAAAUCCGUGGCCUUUGACUUCUAAGCUUCAAAAAAUACUGCUCUGAAAAUCCAGCCAAAAAAAAUGCCCGGUCUAAAACGACCAAGGACCCAACUGGUACCGUUUUUGUUCAACCCAACGAACUCUAUGCUCCUCAGCCACAUACCUAAGCUUCUAAAAGUCUCAGCUGAUACAAAAAACUUAAGAUUAGGCAAAAUAAUCCAUACCCAUUUACUUGUAACCAAUCAAAUCUCAGUAGGAACCAACAUAAACCCGUUAAACUCUUUAAUCAAUCUCUAUGCAAAAUGUAACCAAAUUUCAAUUGCUCAGAAAGUGUUUGAGAGAAUGCAGGAAAGAAACUUGGUUUCUUGGUGUUCCUUAAUGGCUGGGUAUUUGCAAACUGGGUUUUCAUUGGAAGUUUUAAAGUUGUUCAAAAAUAUGACUUUGGUGGAUAGUUUGAGGCCUAAUGAGUAUAUUUUCGCUGUAGUUUUUUCAGCUUGUUCCGACAGUGGGAAGGCUUUAGAGGGUAGACAGUGUCAUGGUUAUGUGUUCAAGUCAGGGUUGGUUUUUUAUCAAUAUGUUAAGAAUGCAUUGAUAAAUAUGUAUUCAAAGUUUGUGGAUGUUGAAGGAGCUAUGAGGGUUUUUAGUUUAGUGCCUGGUUAUGAUGUUUUUACAUAUAAUUCAGUUUUAAGUGGACUCUUGGAACAAGGGUUCUUGAAUGAAGGGGUUGAAAUUUUGGAAAGGAUGAUGGGAGAGAGUGUGGAGUGGGAUAGUGUAACUUAUGUUACUGUCUUUGGACUUUGUGCUUGUCUUAAGGAUUUGAAGUUGGGCUUACAAUUGCAUAGUAGGAUUCUGAAAAGUGAUGUUAAGUUGGAUGUUUUUGUUAAUAGUGCAAUCAUUAAUAUGUAUGGGAAAUGCGGGGAGGUUUUUAAUGCUAGGAAAGCUUUUGAUGGGUUGCUAGUUAGGAAUGUGGUUGUAUGGACAGGAAUCAUGGCUGCUUACUCCCAAAAUGGAUGCUUUGAGGAAGCAUUAAAUCUGUUUCCAGAGAUGAAGCUUGACGAUAUUUCACCUAAUGAGUUUACUUUUGGGGUUAUGUUAAAUUCCACUUCAGGAUUGUCUGCACUAAAACAUGGAGACGUACUAUAUGGAGAAAUUGUAAAGUCAGGUUUUAAGGACCAUGUUAUUGUUGGAAAUGCUUUGAUUAAUAUGUAUGCAAAGUGUGGCAACAUUGAAGCAGCAAGUAAAGUUUUUUCAGAUAUGAUGUAUCGAGACAGCAUUACUUGGAAUGUGAUGAUAUGCGGGUAUUCUCAUCAUGGGCUAGGAAAGGAGGCUAUGGAUGUGUUUCAAGACAUGUUGGAUGUAGGACAAUGUCCUAACUAUAUUACUUUUGUGGGGGUUCUUUCUGCUUGUAGCCAUCUUGGUCUAGUAAAAGAAGGUUUAUCCUACUUGAACCAAUUCAUGAGACAGGUUGGAGUAGAACCUGGGUUGGAGCACUAUACUUGUGUUGUUGGACUCCUGAGCAAGGCUGGACUUCUUAAUGAGGCUGAGAAAUUUUUGAGGUCUAUACCAGUAAAAUGGGAUGUUGUUGCAUGGCGUACAUUGCUCAGUGCUUGUCGUGUACAUCGGAAUUAUGGUUUUGGGAGGCGCAUAGCAGAAUUUGUGUUAGAGAUGGACCCUAAUGAUGUGGGAACAUAUACACUAUUAUCUAAUGUUUAUGCAAAAGCAAAGAGGUGGGAUGAAGUUGUGAAGAUCCGAAAAUUGAUGAGAGAUAGAAAUAUCAAGAAAGAACCUGGCGUGAGCUGGAUAGAGGUAAGAAAUAUUACUCAUGUUUUUGUUUCUGAGGACUGUCAACACCCAGAGUCAAGUCAAAUUCAUGAGAAAGUAAAAGAACUUUUAGCUAGGAUUAAGCCAUUGGGAUACAUACCAGAUGUUGCUGCUGUGUUGCAUGAUGUGGAGGAAGAGCAGAAGGAAGACUACCUUAGUUAUCACAGCGAGAAAUUGGCCAUUGCAUAUGGCCUCAUGCAAACUCCCUUCGAGGCACCUAUUCGUGUAUUUAAAAACCUUAGAAUGUGUGAUGAUUGCCACUCAGCUGUCAAACUUAUUUCAAAGGUCACUAACAGGAUCAUCAUUGUGAGAGAUGCAAAUCGCUUCCACAGUUUUCAAAAUGGAUGCUGUUCAUGUGCAGAUUACUGGUAAUAGAUUCAUUGACUAUUUGCUUCUGGAUGAAUGGAGAAGAAAAUUGUAUGUUCUGGAACUCAGAGGACAUGGAUUCCACAUCUAUCUCCAAAACAGCCAGGGCUCAUUAAUCCUCAUUCUUUUCACCUGGAUACUAUGUCAUGGAUUCCAACGUCAGGGUCUAUAUCUAGCCGACUAAUUCCCUGAUCCUGCCCGUGCUGCUACAUCCUUGAAGCCACGGUCCUCUUAGAGGUUGAUAUAAAGUUUUCAAGCACAUUUACGAAUGCAAGAACCAACAAUUAUUCCCAGAUUUCAGGAACUAGAGAACGAAAGCCAGCCUUUUACCAAUAUGCCAGACUAAGUGACCUGCGGCUUGAAUACUGGCAUCUUCAAUGGAUUUUGAUUCUUGCUCCGGGAAACAAAAUUGUUCUAUAAACUUUCUAGAACAUUCAUCUGUUUGCUCGCUUUUCGUUUUCCCCUACUGUCUUUCUCUGUACAAAGAUUGAAUUCAGAGACGGGGGUGCAAAUUUGUAUAGUCAGCAAUCUUGUUUUUGGAUAUAUACUCAACAAUCUUUUCACUUUGAAGGAGACAAAAUUCUGAGAGCAUGGAUUUUUUUUUUUUUAUCUUAUUGGACCAUGGAAUCAUGUUUUUCUUCAAUAAAAUUAUCUUUUCUUCAAUAAAAUUAUCUUUUCUUCCUCUGUUAGAACUACUAAUAAAAAUAAAAUAGUUGACAGUAUAAGCCAAAAUUCUUCCUAAUUUUCUGAGGUCUUGA
Messenger RNA from Durio zibethinus, 2944 nucleotides. RefSeq names its product Pentatricopeptide repeat (PPR) superfamily protein. Gene Ontology annotation, biological process: RNA modification. Gene Ontology annotation, molecular function: RNA binding; zinc ion binding; protein binding. The record is from RefSeq and is a predicted model, not a curated record. NCBI's taxonomy places the organism in Eukaryota, Viridiplantae, Streptophyta, Magnoliopsida, Malvales, Malvaceae.